AUGGGGCGUGUCUUUCCAGAAAGCUUUUCUGCUGGUUCAGCUCCGAAAUCGCGGCAUGGUGAGUUCGGGGAGGAGAAGGUGGCUGAUCGGUGGGAGCUGGUGUUUGGGGUCUCUUCCAAGACUGGUUGGUCAAUGGCGGCCCCUGGGGAGGGACCUUGUGGUCCUCGAUACUCGCUGGACCCAGUGGUUGCAACUGAGUCACUCCAGUGCGGGAGCUGCAUCUGCGCAGAGCAUUUGCAGCAGGGGUUUGUGGGCAGAAUCACCCUUGUGGCUGGAUGCCAAAGUCGGAGUACAUCAAGUACAUUGACCUACAAUGAUGUGCAUGUGAACUUCACUCGAGAAGAGUGGGCUUUGCUGGAUCCUUCCCAAAGGAGUCUCUACAAAGAUGUGAUGCUGGAGACGUACAGGAACCUCACUGCUAUAGGUUAUAAUUGGGAAGGUCAUAAUGUUGAAGAGCAUUGUCAAAGUUCUAGAAGACAUUCAAGGUAUGAAAACAGUCAUAGUGGACACAAACCCCCUGAAGAUACUCAAUAUGAUGAAGUCUUUGCACAUCACAGGAAUGCCCACACAUAUGAAAGUAUGCACACUGGUGCGGAUCGCUAUGAAUCAAAACAAUAUGGUAACGCUUUUGAAAAUAACAGUUAUCUCCUAAGACAUAAAAGGACACAUAUAGAGGAGAAACCCCAUAAAUGUAACCAGUGUGGUAAAGCCUUUGCACACAACAGUCAUCUCCUAAGACAUAAAAGAACUCACACUGGAGAGAAACCUUAUGAAUGUAACCAGUGUGAUAAAGCCUUUACACAGAGGAGUGCUCUCCUAUUACAUAACAGAACUCACACUGGAGAAAAACCCCGUGAAUAUAACCAGUGUGGUAAAGCCUUUGCACAUACUAGUGAUUUCUUAAUACAUAAAAGAACUCACACUGGAGAGAAACCUUAUGAAUGUAAACAAUAUGGAAAAGCCUUUGCAUGUAAUAGUAAUCUUCAAAUACACAAAAGAACUCACACGGGAGAGAAAUCUUAUGAAUGCAAUGAAUGUGGUAAAGCGUUUUCAACUAACAGUAAUCUCCAUCUACAUAAAAGAACUCACACGGGAGAGAAACCGCAUGAAUGUGACCAAUGUGGUAAAGCCUUUGCACAGAGGAGUACUCUCCUAUCACAUAACAGAACUCACACUGGAGAAAAACCCUAUGAAUGUAACCAGUGUGGUAAAGCCUUUGCAUACAAGAAUGUUUUCAUAAUUCAUAAAAGAACUCACACUGGCGAGAAACCUUAUGAAUGUAACCAGUGUUGUAAAGCCUUUGCAGAUAACAGUCAUCUCUUAAGACAUAAAAGAACUCACACUGGAGAGAAACCUUAUGAAUGUAACCAGUGUGGUAAAGCCUUUGCAGAUAACAGUGUUCUUCUAAUACAUAAAAGAACUCACACUGGAGAGAAACCUUAUGAAUGUAACCAGUGUGGUAAAGCCUUUGCACACAACAGUCAUCUCCUAAGACAUAAAAGAACUCACACUGGAGAGAAACCUUAUGAAUGUAACCAGUGUGAUAAAGCCUUUGCACAGAGGAGUGCUCUCCUAUUACAUAACAGAACUCACACUGGAGAAAAACCCCAUGAAUGUAAACAGUGUGGUAAAGCCUUUGCACAUAGUAGUGAUCUCUUAAUACAUAAAAGAACUCACACUGGAGAGAAACCUUAUGAAUGUAAACAAUGUGGAAAAGCCUUUGCAUGUAAUAGUAAUCUUCAAAUACACAAAAGAACUCACACAGGAGAGAAAUCUUAUGAAUGCAAUGAAUGUGGUAAAGCGUUUUCAACUAACAGUAAUCUCCAUCUACAUAAAAGAACUCACACGGGAGAGAAACCGCAUGAAUGUGACCAAUGUGGUAAAGCCUUUGCACAGAGGAGUACUCUCCUAUCACAUAACAGAACUCACACUGGAGAAAAACCCUAUGAAUGUAACCAGUGUGGUAAAGCCUUUGCAUACAAGAAUGUUUUCAUAAUUCAUAAAAGAACUCACACUGGAGAGAAACCUUAUAAAUGUAACCAGUGUUGUAAAGCCUUUGCAGAUAACAGUCAUCUCUUAAGACAUAAAAGAACUCACACUGGAGAGAAACCUUAUGAAUGUAACCAGUGUGGUAAAGCCUUUGCAGAUAACAGUGUUCUUCUAAUACAUAAAAGAACUCACACUGGAGAGAAACCUUAUAAAUGUAACCAGUGUGGGAAAGCCUUUGCACGAAGGAGUGCUCUCCUAUUACAUAGCAGAAUUCACACUGGAGAAAAACCCUAUGAAUGUAACCAAUGUGGUAAAGCCUUUGCAGCUACCAGUAAUCUCCUAGUACAUAAAAGAACUCACACUAGAGAGAAACCUUAUGAAUGUAACCAAUGUGGUAAAGGCUUUGCAGGUAAGGCUCAUCUCUUAGUACAUAAAAGAACCCAUACUGGAGAGAAAACUUAUGAACAUAAAUGA
Messenger RNA from Meriones unguiculatus (Mongolian gerbil), 2463 nucleotides. RefSeq names its product zinc finger protein 431-like. The record is from RefSeq and is a predicted model, not a curated record. The transcript is spliced from 4 exons. Gene Ontology annotation, biological process: regulation of transcription by RNA polymerase II. Gene Ontology annotation, cellular component: nucleus. The coding region runs from base 1 to 2463 and encodes 820 amino acids. Gene Ontology annotation, molecular function: DNA-binding transcription factor activity, RNA polymerase II-specific; RNA polymerase II transcription regulatory region sequence-specific DNA binding. NCBI's taxonomy places the organism in Eukaryota, Metazoa, Chordata, Mammalia, Rodentia, Muridae.